Messenger RNA from Trametes versicolor FP-101664 SS1, 520 nucleotides. RefSeq lists its product as uncharacterized. The record is from RefSeq and is a predicted model, not a curated record. The coding region runs from base 1 to 444 and encodes 147 amino acids. NCBI's taxonomy places the organism in Eukaryota, Fungi, Basidiomycota, Agaricomycetes, Polyporales, Polyporaceae. The transcript is spliced from 3 exons.
AUGUCCGCCCCAUUACCCUCCUCCCCCGAGUUCCUCCAAGACAAGCUCUCCACGCUCCUCGCCUCCCCGCACAUCCACUUCAACGCGCCGCCCGCGGGCGGGCCGCUGCACAUCCGCAUGGGCCACGGCCCCGUCGAUCUCUUCAGCACGCGCUUCCUCAACUUCUUCACGGCGGACGCGCGCGGGGUCGUUGGCGGGAAGGAGGUCGACCACGACGGGCUGAAGGACGCACUGCUUGCGCUGCAGAAGAAGUGGAACCCGCAGGAGGCGAGCUUCGAGGCGCAGAGCGAGGCGGCUAAGCCGACGACGAAGGUGCUGUGGGCGCGCAAGGAUGGGGGCCACCAAGCGGCCGUGACUGCGUCUGCCGAAGUCAAGGAAGAGGGCGGUGCGCACCGUAUCAGCCACCUCACUCUCGACGGCGAUGAAUCCCUUUUCUCGUCUUAAGCUUUGCUAUAGCAUUCGAGUCCGCGAGCAGUACUGUACGAUAGACUCCUGUAUUCUGUAACAUAAGCCAGUGUUA